AUGGCGAGCCAGGUCAAGCCUGCCCCUGCAGCCCCAGGUGCCUGGGUUGAACCCCAAAAAAUUGACUACUCGGCCCUGAAUGGCGAUGGCAGCCAAGAAGUCGAGCAUUUUGAUGGAUCUGCACCGAUUUAUCAAUGGAACGACGACUUCGGUGAUGUAGGGCCCAAGUUUGAGGCCCUGGAGCUGGAGCUCUUCGGCGACCCGGAGACUCGUCACGAUCGCGCGGGAUUGGACUUCUCCAAGAUUGAGCAGAUCAGCGUCGAACAGGAAGGACCUGUCAGGAUCCAGCCACUUCGUACCUUCAAGGACGCAGCGUUGCAUCCUGUCAUGGCGGAAAACAUCAAGUUGAUGGGAUAUGACGCUCCUACGCCUAUCCAGAAAUACACUAUCCCAUCAAUGCUCCAAGGUCAUGAUGUGAUCGGCAUUGCCCAAACAGGAUCCGGCAAGACAGCUGCCUACCUGAUUCCCAUUCUGAGCAAGCUCAUGGGCAAGGCCAAAAAGCUGGCCGCUCCUCGCCCUAACCCGGCCACCUACCGUGAGGGCAUUGAUGCCGUCACGGCAGAGCCAUUGGUUUUGGUGGUCGCACCAACCCGAGAGCUAGCUGUGCAAAUCUUCAACGAAGCUCGAAAAUUCUGCUAUCGCUCCAUGCUACGUCCAUGUGUCGUGUAUGGUGGCCUGCCUACGGCUCAGCAGAUCAGUUUGUUGAGCAAGGGAUGCGACAUUCUUGUUGGCACGCCUGGGCGGCUAGUGGAUUUCAUAUCCCGUCCGCACAUUUUAACUCUUCGUCGCCUUAAGUAUAUGAUCAUCGAUGAAGCUGAUGAAAUGCUGGAUUCUGACUGGAACGACGAACUAAGCCAGGUCCUCUCGGGUGGAGAACAAGACGAGGGCAACGUCAAGUACGGUCUUUUCUCAGCCACGUUUCCCAAGGCUGCUCGUGACCUUGCCAAGGAUCAUUUGUCGGCGGCUCAUGUCCGAUUCCGAGUUGGCAGAGCUGGUAGUACAACGGAAAACAUUAAGCAAGUGAUACUGGCCACAGAGCGAGAUGAGAAGCGCGAUACCCUUCUUCGCCUUCUUAAUCAAAUGACCGGUGUGAGAACCAUCAUCUUUGCCAAUAGCCGAAGAGAAGUGGACAAUCUGGAUGAUUUCUUGUACAACAUGGGGCUCCCGGUCACCUCCAUGCAUUCCGAACGAACUCAGAAGGAACGUGAGGCCGCACUGCGUUCUUUCCGUGCUGGCCAGGCGCCGAUUCUCAUUGCCACCGGAGUAACUGCUCGCGGUAUUGAUGUCCGUAACGUCAUGCAUGUCAUCAAUUAUGACCUCCCGUCCAUGGAACAUGGUGGAAUCGAAGAGUACACGCAUCGUAUUGGUCGAACGGGACGUAUUGGGCAUCGAGGGUUGGCCACCUCCUUCUUCGAUCCUGUGAAUGAUGAUUCCAUGGGUAGCGUUCUCACUAGGACCCUCCUUGAAACAAAGCAGGAGGUCCCAGAGUUUCUGCAGGUGUAUCUUCCAGAAGGGGAUGCGGCGGUUCAUCUUCGCUUUGAGACGGAGUCUGACUAUGACCCUGCCGAAGCACAGGGCCAAGAGCAAGCCAAUGGUACCUCGGGCAACGACUCUUGGGGAGGAGGGCAAGCAGAGGAUACAAAUGGUACUGGUUCUGGAUGGGGCCAUUCCAACACCGAUGCUGCGACUUCUCCGGCUCCUGCCAACAACGGCUGGGGAGGUGAGGCUGCUCCAACUGCUCCCGCUCCUGCCAACAACGGCUGGGGAGGUAAAGCUGCUCCAGCUGCUCCAACUGCUCCAGCUGCUCCAACUGCUCCAACUGCUCCAACUGCUCCCGCUCAUGCCAACAACGGCUGGGGAGGUGAGGCUGCUCCAACUGCUCCGGCUACUACAAGCAACGGUUGGGGAGGUGAGCCUGCCGCGCCUGCUCCAGUUCCUACCAAUAACGGUUGGGGAGCUGGUGCUCAAACUGUGUCUGUCGGUUGGUAA
Messenger RNA from Metarhizium brunneum ARSEF 3297, 1989 nucleotides. RefSeq names its product ATP-dependent RNA helicase DED1. Gene Ontology annotation, cellular component: nucleus. NCBI's taxonomy places the organism in Eukaryota, Fungi, Ascomycota, Sordariomycetes, Hypocreales, Clavicipitaceae. The record is from RefSeq and is a predicted model, not a curated record. Gene Ontology annotation, molecular function: RNA helicase activity; RNA binding; ATP binding.